This is a messenger RNA of Saccostrea echinata, 1692 nucleotides long. RefSeq lists its product as uncharacterized. NCBI's taxonomy places the organism in Eukaryota, Metazoa, Mollusca, Bivalvia, Ostreida, Ostreidae. The coding region runs from base 286 to 1275 and encodes 329 amino acids. The transcript has a single exon. The record is from RefSeq and is a predicted model, not a curated record.
UUUAAGUGCAAUAUCCGAAGGAUAAGGCAAAUUGUUUUAAAUUUUCAGUUAAUAAAAGGAAUUCCAUCAAAGUGAUCUAUGUACCAAGAUACCUGCUCUGAAGAUAGCAUCUAACAAAGGUGCGAAAAACUUAACAAGUGAAAACAAACAACGGGAUACAUACAUCUAAUGGAAAGACACAACACGCUCUACUGUUUGUUUUUGUAAACAAAGUCUUGACAUCGAAGCAGACGUUAAAGAUAACAAAACUAUUUUUACUGUUGGAAUUUUGCAAGUUUUUAAAUAAUGACAAUUAAUCCAACUCUUGGACAUCUUUAUCAUGACUUCAGCAUCAGCAAUGCUUAUACCGCUCUAGACGCCCAGGAACUUUUUAAAACGAGGCAAAGAAAUGCGCGCGAAAAGCGGCAACUGGACGAAUUCAACAGGUAUCUCAAUAAGGCCCAAGAAAUCAACCUCCGGAGACUGGACCUGGAGGAGAAAUGUGUCCGGCAUCAGCUGGCGGACAUUAACCUCCGCUCAGCCUCACUAAGAAACGGACUGAGACAUGGGUCACUCAGGAGAUCCCAAACCUUCAGCGUCGCUAGUCACAGCACGCAGUCGUCUGCUUAUCCCUCCAUUUGUACGUCUGCUGCGCCUUCCCGCUUCUCUGGCUCACCAUCACAAGUCUCCGGCACCAGUUCCCUCGGGACUGGAGAUCUUCAGCUAUCACGCAGUAAGUCAAAUAUGUUUGUUAGAAAAGUGAACAAUGUUACAAAGUCUCUGUGUAAACUGUACGAAAAACAACAACGACGAAAAAUAGAAAAAGAAAUUUUACUCAGAAAUGUCAGGAAAAAUAACGAGGAAUUACUCCAGAAAUCGAGGGUGCAUUUCAAGGACUCGGACACCACGCAAAACUUGGAAAAAAUUCUAGGAGAUUCUUCCGAACCUUGUAACGAAUUUAUCAAACAAGACACACUCGGUAGCAUUCCAAGUACAGUUAAAAUGGAUACGGCGCAUUCAGAAACAAUUUCUCUUCCUUCCUUAACUAAUGCUGUUAGCUUGAACAAAGAUGUAAGCAGGACCCAGUUCUCGGAGGACACGAGAUCGAAUGUGGUACAGCCCUCCAUGUCUGAUGACAUUGACCUGUCAGAGUUUAAGGUCAAUGCUCAAAACAAGAGAACAAUACCGGAUGUGUGGCAGCUAUACAAACAGAAAAUGGCGGUCGAUGAAGACGAGAUAAAAGAACCUCUGUUGGUAACGAUAACGGCGCGAUAUAGGAGAACCUUGGUGCAUUAGAACUGAUCACUUGUGGUGUUCUGAAUUAAUAGUGUGUACUUCGUGUCGGCAAGUCCUAUAAAUUAUUAUGGAAAAUAUUUAUCACAAAUUUGUUGAGAAUGUGGAAAGAUUAGUGCACAUGUAUAUUUUUCGAAAGUGAUUUAGUUUUAAGACUAUAUGUGGUCAGCAGAAAAGAGGCAGUAUUAACCCCACCUAAUAGAAAAUUGGAAGUCAAAGAUGUAGAAUCUUUGUAUAUACAGAUAUUUAGAAGUAUAUAAGGCCUGGAAGACAUUCUCAAACAAAAAGGAUUAGAGCCCGACUGGUGAAUCACUCUGUAGAUGUCUUUUUCUCUCUCUCUAUUUUACCUCAUUAGAAAAAAAAAGUUUUUAAGCACAAGUGAGUAGGGGGAAAUUUUCUCAGUCGAUAUAGGAAAAAUUA